UAGGUUUGGUGCGGUCAGCUGCUGCGAUUGACACCGAUCUCCACCGAGUGGAGGUUUAGCUGUUGGAACCCUUCUUCUUAUUGAGGAAGAUAAAUAUGGUAUUUACUCCAACUUGUUAUUCAAGUAUUUUCUCGCAGAGGGAAUUGUAUCUGGACAUCAUUUGUUUGUUGCUUCUGCCAAAGAAGAUCCUGCUGAUAUCUUGAAGGAGCUUCCAGCACCUCUGCUUGAUGAUAUCUACAAAAAUGAAGUGAAUGAAGAAGAAGCAGUUUUUAAAUCUAAAGAAUCUCAGGACUACAUGAAGAUCGCCUGGCGUUACCAGAAUUUACCAAAAAUGGAGGCUAGCCCAGCAGCUUCUUCAAGGUUUGGUCACUAUUAUGAUGUAUCAAAAACAUUGUCUCCAGAACUGCUUCAGUCUACAAAAUGGCAUCGUUUUUUCCUUCCUGAAGAAAUAUCUUUACAGCCUAACAUUAACAUUUGUAAUAUGACCUCUGGUUACACCAGGCUGCUUCAGUCCAUCCAGAGGAUCAUUUACCAGGAAGGAUUUGAUGGAUCCCAUCCCCAGAAAAAACAAAAAAAUAUUCUGCGGAUAGGAAUUCAGAACCUUGGUUCAGUGUUGUGGGGUGAAGACAUUUGUUGCACUGAUAAUCCAGAAGACGUUCAUAGCCUCACAAAGUUUCUCUACAUUCUCCGCAGUCUCCUCAGAAUGUCUUUGUCAGCCUGCAUCAUCACAGUGCCAGCUCAUCUUAUCCAGAUUCCUCAGCUUAAUUGCUUGAUCUGUGAUGUAUCAGACACGAAGGACCUGGCUUUUAGAUUAAAAAGGAAGCUAUUCACCAUUGAGCGACUGCAUUUGCCUCCAGACUUGUCAGACACAGUGAGCCGCUCAAGCAAACAGGAUCUGGCAGAAUCCGCCAAACUGCUGAGCUCAGGAUGUGGUGCUAUGGCCAUGGGCAAGAAGCACCUGGACUUCUAGUGAUUUCUACUUAGCAGUUUCACUCAGAUUUAUAUGACACUCUAAUUAUGACUGCUAAUGACUUAUAUAAAUAUUUUUCUUAAUGAUUUGACCCAGCAGUCCUUAAAAAUGCACAUUAUAAGAUAGUGCCUCAUUUUCUCAUUCUAAUUUCUUUGGACACAUUUGCAGAUUUUGGCUUUGGGUUUGUUUGGGUUUUUAAAAAAUAUUUACAACAUAGGUUUUGUUACAUUAGCAAAUGAUGACUUUACUCCCAACUGAAAUAGAAUAGUACAUUUGUUCUUGUCACAAAAAAUCAGAAUUUCUUUUGCUGUUAAAUUUCAAGAUGUAUUACCAAACAAAGCCAACUGUGAUGUGUUAUCCAAGUAAAUUAACCUGUUUAAUAGGAUUUGUAUCAAGCAUAUAAUAUAAAUGUGAAAUAUAAUUUUCUUUAAUGAACAUAAAUGGAGGUAAGGCAGUCAUUAUUAAAUGUUGUUGUUUAAAAGGCAAGUGUCAAUUAUUAUUUUUAAAAAGCUCAUUUUGUAUAUUUGAAAAUAUAAUUGUUAAAACUAAAAAUGGAUUACAUUAUUUUAUCAAAUAUGUAACAGUGCUUAGAAAUAAUGCUUUAGAGGAUUUCAUGUGUUUUAAUAUGUCAAUAAUUAAAUUGAUGAAGAAAGAAUUUCUCCAUAGUAAGAAUACAUUAUAGAUAAUUAGUUUGCCUUAUGGGUUAAUAAAUAUAUUAAAAUGCACUUGAGUGGAAUUUACUAAACAUAGAAAAAAGAAUUGAUUUCCUUAUGUGGUUCAAAACAGUAAUCCUAAACAAUUGAAGUCAGCACUAUGAAAUUAUGUCAACAGACAUAAUUCAAGAUUGAAAUUCAAACUGACAGCUACAUUAAUGCUAGAAAACCAGAAGAGUGCAUUGGAGCUUGGGGAAGAGCAUCACCGAAUGCUUGUCUAAAACAGAGCAGAAAUAAAACUAAUUCAAGUUUCCAUGCCAUCAUAUACACUAUUUGUGAAUUUAUGAAUAUUUUCAGGAUUUGUGCACGCGCGUGUGUGUGUGUGUGUGUGUGUGUGUAUACACACACACACAUAUCUCCAAAUAGAAAACUAUUACAUAUUUUUAAACAUCUCCUAUAUAUGACUUCAUAUUUGGAAUACUAGGCAGUGUUGACAUGUAAAUUAAACUAUUUUGUAUUAUUUAUUAUGAAGCUGAUGUCCAGUUUAAAAGGUAGUAUAUUGUCCUCCAUGGAACUUCCAAAUCAACCAUCUCAAAGAUUAUAUUACAGUUUCAACACUCAGUCUUUAUAAUAGGAUAUAAUAUGGAUAUAUUGGAAAUUGACUCUUCAAAGAACAUUUUAAUCUAAUGCAAUAAUAAUGUAUUUUGAUGGGGUUGAAACCAAAAGUUGGUUAAAUGGUUUGGUUUUCUUAUGCAAUCCAGGUUUUACUUUAUUUUUUUCUUGACAACUCAGUGUGUAAAACAAAGACAUAGCUUUUAAAACUGUCUAACUAAUAUGAUGAAUGUCAAUCACUUAAAAAACUCCACUGUAGCAUAAACACAUACUGUAUACAGCUUUUAUUCUGAAUUAGAAUAAUUGAAUCAAUGACAGUGAUUUGCCAGGAUGUCAAAUCUAUCCAUCAUAUCCUGUCACUACCAGUUUAUUUUUUGUGAUCAAAAUCAAAAAGACUACUAUUUUGUCAUCAGCUAUUUCAUUAGUGGUAACAAUCAGUUUUUUUCUUCUUUUUUUUUAAAUAUACCUGUUUUAUUUUUUAUUUCUAAAGACGCAAAUCCUUUUUUGAUCUUUUCAAAAUAAAGUUUCAGUACUGAACUGUCAGUUUUACAAAGCUAAAAGAUGUCUACAUUCUUAUGCCAAUAUAUUUAAAACUUCAUCAUUGAUUUCAAAAGCAUCAUUUCUCUUUUUGCAGUCUAUACAACUGUUAGCAGAAAUUAUCAAAUACUUAACUGUGACUUCUGAAAGUAUUAAGUAAUUUAAAUAUCUGAGUUCAAGUAAUUUUAACAAAAUUAACAUUUUACUUAAUUUUUUACUUUUUUAUAUAAAUAAGCAACAGGAAAUAUAGUAUGUGCCUUUCAAAUGUAAACUCAGGAUAGGCAAAUUGUUUGUCAGCAUACUGAAUAGGUCAUUGAUUUAUCACACAGGUGGAAAAUGUCACUCAAAUUCACAACCAAUCACUAGUUACAUGUUACUUGAAAAUUGGUAAUUAGUACUAUAUGUUUGAGUGGAGAUAUAUAUAUAUGAAACAUAUAGUACUAAAUACCAAUUUUCGAGUAACAUUAUAUAUCUCAAAAUACUGUGCAUCUGUAAGACAUUAAUUUCAAAUGACUAAAUAGAUUAGCAUAGAAACUAAAAAUGUUUUUUGAAUAAAAGUGAAAGUAGAAAUCCCACAGAAAAUCUUGAUUUUUUCCACUUUUUUUUUGAUUCACUUAAACAUGCUAUUUAAAAUAAGUAUUACAGCAUCCAGAUUUACAUUGGUGUUCACCUGAGGCAAAAACAUGUACUAAAAUUUUCUUCUCUUUUCCUCCAAAAUACUAUAUCAGCAAUAACAGUAAAUUACAAUGAUAUGGUUUAUACAGCAAAAAUGAUAAGUAAAAUACUA
Molecule: messenger RNA, 3559 nt
Organism: Alligator sinensis (Chinese alligator)
Lineage: Eukaryota; Metazoa; Chordata; Crocodylia; Alligatoridae
Gene: ELP4
Product: elongator acetyltransferase complex subunit 4
Exons: 9
Coding region: 296-970 (224 amino acids)
Biological process (GO): tRNA wobble uridine modification
Cellular component (GO): elongator holoenzyme complex; transcription elongation factor complex; cytoplasm
Source: RefSeq, a predicted model, not a curated record